This is a messenger RNA of Macrobrachium nipponense, 1903 nucleotides long. RefSeq names its product mitochondrial carnitine/acylcarnitine carrier protein-like. Gene Ontology annotation, molecular function: O-acyl-L-carnitine transmembrane transporter activity; ATP:ADP antiporter activity. The coding region runs from base 251 to 1147 and encodes 298 amino acids. Lineage: Eukaryota; Metazoa; Arthropoda; Malacostraca; Decapoda; Palaemonidae. The record is from RefSeq and is a predicted model, not a curated record. Gene Ontology annotation, cellular component: mitochondrial envelope; mitochondrial inner membrane. The transcript is spliced from 6 exons. Gene Ontology annotation, biological process: carnitine transmembrane transport; mitochondrial ATP transmembrane transport; mitochondrial ADP transmembrane transport.
GCAUGGAUGGUGAUCAGACUGUAUCUGGGAAUGAGUUAAGUCGCCUGCGGAUUCCUUAAAUGUUUAAGAGUUUUAUCCAGUACUGCAGGAUGCAUGAUACACAUUAAUAACUUGUAAGCAUGAAUAAUUACUUUCAAUUUCUCCUCUGGUUGAAGAGUGGCACCUCUUCUCAGAUCACGAAGAUAGAAUCAAGGACGUUUAAUUUGCUUCCAGCGUUCACAAGCAAUACACAGUUUUACGAAUAAACGAGAUGGAGACACAGACUUCGAUCAUCAAAAAUUUCAUCGCAGGGGGAGUUGGAGGAGCCAGUGCUAUACUAGUUGGACAACCAUUCGAUAUUAUAAAGCUUCGACUACAGACUCAGCCGAAACCAGCUGCUGGUCAAAGCCCUCUUUACACUGGGACGUGGGACUGCAUCGUCAAAACCAUUCGAACUGAGAGGUUCGUUGGCUUAUACAAAGGAAUGUCUGUUCCUCUGAUGAUGACAACUCCGAUAACCGCAGUGAGUUUUACUGGCUUUACUUUCGGUAAGAAACUCCAGCAAGGGAGCAGCGAAGAACCUCUUACUCUAAGGCAGAUUACGUACGCUGGUAUGCUGGCUGGCUUAUUCACCUCUACCCUGACGACACCAGCGGAAAGGGUCAAGAUUCUGUUGCAGGACCAAGCAGCUGUUUCAGGCUCAAAAGCCUACAAAGGCCCAUUUGCUGUAGCAAAAGGAUUAUAUAGAGGAGGAGGCAUCAUCUCAUUAUAUAGAGGAAUGAUACCUACCGUUUUUCGAGAUGUUAUCGGCUUUGGAACUUACUUUCCUUCGUACUCGCUUAUUCGUCGGGCACUUGCUUCCGAGAACGCCAACGAGGACCUGAGUCCUCUACAGAUAAUAAUCGCCGGGGGAUCAGCUGGUGUCAUUGGCUGGAUAACCGGGAUCGGUCUUGACGUAGUGAAAAGUCGAUUGCAAAUAGCUCCUGAUGGGAAGUAUCCAAAUGGCAUGUUCAGUGUCGUGAUGGAGAUGCUCCGGAAGGAAGGACCGAGCUCGCUUUUCAAAGGUACCGGGCCUGUGCUCCUCAGGGCCUUCCCCAGUAAUGGCGCUGUCUUCUUGGGCUACGAAACAUCCAUCAAAUUCAUGAACUGGCUCGCUCCAGAUUUGUAAUUGGGGUAGCUGGUCACUUUUCAUCAGAGAACUAUAGUAGAUUCGCUUCACUCGUGCGUAUAAUGUCUAUGCCAGUCCCUUACGACGCUCCUGACUGGCUGUUGAUAAGCCAAUCACAGGGCUGGACACUCAGUCUCUCUCGAUAGUUCACAUAGGUAUGCUGCACCUCUCCUGAGGAAUACAUCAUUCAAGUAUCCCUCAGGAGAGGUGGAACAUGCAUCCUACCUAUGUGAACUAUUGAGAGAGACUGAGAAUUUCCAUCCCUGUGAUUGGCUCAUCAACAGCCAAUCAGGAGAGUCGUAAGGGACAGGCGUAGACAUCAGAUGCACGUGUGAUGUGAAUUUACUAUAGAACUAAGACUAAUUCCUUGUCUCUUAGAAGUAUAAAAAAAUACUAGAGACGUUUUCGAUGUAAAGUCAUUUACCAAAAGCAGGUUUAUUUAUGGGCUGAAAUGCGUUUAAUGGUCUUGAAUAGUUUCUAUUGUUUAAAUCUUCUUUAAAAAGUGUUUUUUCUGUGUUAGAGUGUAUUUACUGUAGGUAACGAUGAAAGGCUAAAUCAGUAUCUGUAUUACUGGCUAUUCGAUUAAUAAUAACCAAUUCAAUUCCAAAUCCAGCUUUCGAUUUAGAAAGAAAACGAGGGGCGAAGCUUCAUUAAUGAAAAAUGCCAUAGUCAAGUCUUCAUUCAGAAUUGAAAACUGCAGGAAACACUGAAGGACUGAUAUAGAAUGUUUAAGAAAUAUAGUUUUCUUAUUGUAAA